Molecule: messenger RNA, 610 nt
Organism: Cyprinodon variegatus (sheepshead minnow)
Lineage: Eukaryota; Metazoa; Chordata; Actinopteri; Cyprinodontiformes; Cyprinodontidae
Product: paired box protein Pax-5-like
Exons: 5
Coding region: 95-610 (171 amino acids)
Biological process (GO): regulation of transcription by RNA polymerase II; anatomical structure development
Molecular function (GO): RNA polymerase II cis-regulatory region sequence-specific DNA binding; DNA-binding transcription factor activity, RNA polymerase II-specific
Source: RefSeq, a predicted model, not a curated record
UAGUUUUCUUGCUUCUGCUUUUAUGUUUUAACGCCGGACUGUGGGCAGAAACACAAGUUUAUUAGUUCAUAGUGGGGGGUUUUGCGUUUCUGUGAUGGACGUCACUUUUGGACUGGUUCCGUUCACCGUUACGCACAGGCUCGGUGGGUUCAAUCAGCUCGGCGGAGUUUUUAUCAACGGGCGGCCCUUACCGCACGAGGUUAGACAGCGCAUCGUGGAGCUCUCACAGCAGGGCGUGCGCCCCUGUGAGAUUUCCCGCCGCCUGCGAGUCAGUCACGGCUGCGUCAGCAAAAUACUGACCAGGUACAAUGAGACAGGAAGCAUUAGACCGGGGCUGAUAGGAGGCUCCAAGCCCAAGGUGGCAACCCCAAAAGUAGUUCAAAAGAUUCUGCAGCUGAAACACGACAACCCCACUAUGUUUGCCUGGGAGAUCCGAGACAGGCUGGUGCUGGAACAAGUGUGUGAUUGCAGCAACGUUCCCAGCAUCAGCUCUAUCAACAGGAUCAUCAGGAAGAAAAUACAGGCAAAGCCAUGUGAAGAUGAGGAGCUGGAGGAGGUGUCUGGGGAGAGGGAAGUCUGGGAGUCACUGUUGAGACUGCUGUACCCGUGA